AUGAACGACCAAGAGCUUGAGAUACUGUACACACAGCAACUGAGCGAAGAAUUGAUUCUGCAGACCAGAGGAAAGAUCAACCAGUUCAUCGAGACGCAUCCUCACAGCUUUGGCAUGGACAUGCUCUUUACUGCUUCUGUCAACAACGGAAGCAUGCCAGAGGAGUUGGCCAAAUUAUACCAAGAAGUGUGUUCCUACUACAACGACAAUGCAAUUCAGUUUGACCAUGUCUGGAGUUGGUCGUUUAUUUGGAGACAGCAGCUUGCCUACAAGAACCUAGCAGCAAAUUAUGGUUUGGAGCAGAUUGUCAACACAUCGCAUCCCAGAGCUAGAAAGGCAGUAAAGCAGAUAUACUUGGAAGGACUGGAUCAGUACAUGCAAUGGUUUCCCUGGAGCUGGUUCUCCACCAUGCAGUUUAUUGGAGCAGGUGGAUUUUCCGCAGUGUAUGCUGCUCUCAUGAGCCCACCUUACGACGUCGAGCCUGUUAAAGUGUCACUCAAAGUAGUGGACGACAAGAUCUUGAAUGAGAUCUCCGUUCAAUCAAAAGCAUUCCUGCCAUUGCUCUUUCAGGGGCUCACUGUAUGCGAAAGCACGGGCGACUUGAUGAUGGUCAUGAAGAUGAGCAACGACGGCAAUUUGGAGGAUCAUAUGCAGCAGUUGCCACUGGGAGAUUUGGAUCUAAAGACAAUUACAGGCACCAUUUUGCGACUCUCGGUAAAUUUGGCCGAUUUACACAAAGCUGGACUGUGCCACCGAAAUGUUCAUCCAAGGAAUAUCAUGUGUACCGACAGCGAUUACUUUCUAGUUGACUAUCGAUUUUCCACCCCAUCCAAAGAGUCUUCGUCGGUCACCGCACUUACCAAAGCAGUCUAUGGACGGUUACCCUAUAUUGCACCUGAAGUCAGACGUGGAGUGUACACCGAGAAAUCUGACAUCUAUAGUCUGGGAAUUAUCAUUUGGCAAUUAGUGAGUAAAGUGAUUUUCCCAUCUCCUGAUGUCCUGCUGGAUGCACACAGCGCGCAUGGUGGAUUUGCAGAAAAUGCGUAUCGUAUUGAGCCUGUGCCUGGAUUGCCAGAUUGGUAUGAGAAACUCUAUGUGUCUUGUCUAGAACCCAAACCAGAGAACCGACCCACAGCAGCUGAAUUGUGCGAGUUAUUACAGAUCAUUCACGACAAUUUGGAUAUCUCGGUGCCAUUAGAGAGAGAUGUGACGGAAUACAUUGUAGCAAGACGUGCAGAAGUGGCAGAUCAUUUGAGAACAUACUCUAAAAUCAAGGGCAUCGUGUCAGCAUCUACAACAAGAUUAUACACCUUAACCAAUGUGCCAUCCACCGAGCAUUAUCUUAUGCUGCCAUUUUCCAGCAAGCUGUUCAGCGUACCUGAAUGGCAGCAAUACCAAAUCCUCCAACAACAUCAUCAAUAUGCAUUAAUACAACAAGCUCAAUCCACAAUUACACCAAGUGACAUAUUUGCAAGUCUAGAAGCAGCACACUUGCUAGUGUAA
Molecule: messenger RNA, 1503 nt
Organism: Mucor velutinosus
Lineage: Eukaryota; Fungi; Mucoromycota; Mucoromycetes; Mucorales; Mucoraceae
Exons: 3
Coding region: 1-1503 (500 amino acids)
Biological process (GO): peptidyl-serine phosphorylation; regulation of autophagy; protein autophosphorylation
Cellular component (GO): cytoplasm; phagophore assembly site; membrane
Molecular function (GO): protein serine/threonine kinase activity; ATP binding
Source: RefSeq, a predicted model, not a curated record